This is a messenger RNA of Chara braunii, 3030 nucleotides long. NCBI's taxonomy places the organism in Eukaryota, Viridiplantae, Streptophyta, Charophyceae, Charales, Characeae. The record is from the annotation of a GenBank genome assembly.
GCGAUUGCACAUUUCCGCCCUUCGUAUUCCGUCACUGUCUUCUUCGAAGACACGUGGGGUCUAACGUCGAUCUGCCAUGCCAUUGCUGCUGAACGUUGCUCGUUUCGGCCAUGUGGCUUCAGCCCGACGUGCUGCCAUGUCGCACGUUCGUGGUCUGUGGAGUCAUCGUUCGGCGCAUUUGGAUGCGUGCGCUGCGGUCCGAACGCUGCAACAGAGUACUGUCUUCAGCUCCGUACGUGCAACUGCGCGAGGUUGUCAUCGCGGGAGCGGGUGUGCUGACGUGGUGGUAUCUCCGACAACCCCAUUCUUUGCUCCGAGGGUGGUCCCACGCACACCCGCUUCAACGUCCUUCGUCGUCCACUCUAGGCGAUCUGCAGUCAGCAGUGGAGGCCCUCCCUUGUGGAAUCCAGUAGUGGAGGUCUGUAGUCCUUCUGCCGUCCGUGAACACGUCACCACAGGGCACGUGGCGAUCAGAGAGGGCAGGUCUCCAUCUCCUCUUUCGGCUUUUGGGGGGGGUCGGUUGGGUUUUGUCACGGACCGUCCCGUCGUUGUCAUCGUGGACAACGAUUGCGGCGUGGGGCGACCAGGCGCUCUGUCGCUCUUCGUUGUUGCCGCCGCGGCUGCAGCAGCGUCGGCAGUCGAGCCGUACACGUGUGUGCCGAAAGGUGCCACCUUUCGGCGCCGUUUGGCUGUCGUCAAAGCUGGUGGUCCGACGAUGGAUAGCAGACGUUGGGCGGGUGAUGGCGACGUCGGAUUCGAUGGCGGAAACGACAUGCACGACGGACAACUGCAUGCACCGGGCCAUCAAGGUCAUGCAGUUCAAAGUCCGCACUCAUUCGCCGCCCUGCGUCAGCCCCCGUCGGCCAUGCAGCAGCCGUACUACCCUGCACGUGGUGCUUCCACUCCGYCGGCCUUCGGUGGAGGGUUUGUUGGCCAUUCUCCGGAGAACAUGGCCGSGRGCGCACCGCGUGGUGGUGCASAGGCACGGGACUUGYGUGSGGAUGGCGGUUUUGGCKUGCRCGAUCAUCCURUCUCCAUCCAGCAGYAGUUCRAUUUGUAUSCAUCGCGGUCUCCCAUUGAAGGCACGAGCACAGGUGCAGGUUUUGGCAUGCUGUCAAUGCAAGCGCGUAGUGUGCCAACGGGUGGCAGGCAUUGGUCUCCCCAGUGCAGUCAGGGAGAGUGGGGGUAUUUCGGCACACGGGGUUCUCCGUCUCCAGCGGAGGGCGUUGACACGGAUGGCAGUUGGAAUCGGCCGACGCCAAGGCCGGUGUCCCCCGAUACUAGAGUGGAUUCUGCRUGCGAUGAAGGCACGGGCGGCUCCGAGGCGGGUGACGAAGAAGGUCAAGGUGAGCAAGCAAGUGCAGUCCCCUUGGUCGCAAGUUCGACGGCCGGGCAGGGUGAUGUUCAAGGUCGGGGUGUGGGAGGUGAAGCGGUUGGCGGACGACCACCGAAUGGCUGCCCGCUAGCUCAAAAGAAGUCUAACGUCCCAUGGACGUUAGACGAGCGUGUGAAGCUUGCCAUGUUGAUGGGUGAGGAUAACGCCCUCAUGGAGGAUGCUGACGGCCAGCACCGAUUCAAGCAGAGGAAAGAGCGGUACGCAUGGGUGAAUGACAGAAUGAGGGACGCGGGCUUCAAACAAAGGAGCGGUGAGGACUGUCGCAAGAAGUGGUCGAACAUGCUGAAUACGGCCAAGCUAAUCGUGGAGAAAUGUGAAGCGUCUGGGCAACCAUCGUAUUGGGAUUUGACAGUGGAGGAACGAAAGGAGAAGAGUCUUCCGCUUUCUUUUGAGAAAGCUUUGUGGGACGCCAUGCAGUGGAAGCUGAAUCGGCCGUCGAUGAGGUGUGACAACACGCUGGCUUCGGAGAACCUCACGUCUGGUGGAACAGAUGCACCGCCGAGUGGAGGAUCGGACGGAAGAUGCGCGGAGGAGUCCAACAAAUCCGCUAAAUCAAGGAGGACAGCCAAUGGGAAGGCGCGGAAGGAAGACGCCGGCAGCAGCAUGAUGAGCUUGGGUAGGGCCAUGGAGGAUUCCACCAGAUCGUACUGUGAUGGCCUCGACAAAGCGGCCACCGCCCUCGCCAAAGCCACCGCAGACGCUGGCAGUGCAAUCGCUGUUCGGAUAGGGGACGUGGCUGAAGCAAUGCCGAGUGGUAACAACGUUCGAGAGAUGCUGGUGGGUGUUCUCGCUCGUAGGGGGGGAAACGGAGGUGACGGCGGCGAAGGUGAUCGGUAUACGGACCCUUCCUCGCGUAUCAUCGCUGGCAAGGGUGUUAUGGUUUACGAGAUGCGCCACGAGCGGGACGGGUACCACAGCAGGGUCUUCGAGUUCGCAAAUGGAGUGACACGUCAGUCCAUCCGUUUCUACGACGUUGAUGUGGACGGCGCACCCGCUAUGAAGAUGGACGCCGGCUUGGGUUUCUUCGGUGAGCGCCUCGGGCAUGUUCUCAUCUACGUCAGGAAGGUCGUCGAUAUGAUCCCCAAUGAGUGGGGUGGCCAUCCCGUUGAUGUGCUGGGGGAGAUCGUGCUUCUGUAUGUCUCCACCCUUGCUGUCGUGUACGCAGACCGCUUAGAUGAUGCCCUAUUUGCACGGGGAGGUGAGGUCUUGAGUAUCGGCAAGGCGAGAGGAGACAGCCGUCAUCUUCGUCGUAUGCGCCGUGAGGAGGUCAUAGUGUUCAUUGGACACGCCAUUGUAGAGUCCUUUGGCGACGGCGGUCGGAAGAUGACUAUGAUGAUGAUGAUGAUGAUGAUGAUGAUGAUGAUGAUGAUGAUGAUGAUGAUGAUGAUGGAGUUCGAUUUGUAUGACAAUGAGGACGAUGCUGAUGACGAAGAUGAUGAUGAAGAUGGUGACGAUGAUGAUGAUGACGAUGAUGAUGAUGAUGAUGACGAUGAUGACGAUGAUGAUGACGAUGAUGACGAUUAUGAUGAUGAUGAUGAAUUCAAUGACAAUGACGUUUAGGAUGACGAUAAUGAUGACGAUGAUGACGAUUAUGAUGAUGAUGAUGAAUUCAAUGACAAUGACGUUUAGGAUGA